CACACACAUCUCCUUAAUAAACGAAAACGAAUCACUGCAAAUUUACAAUUAGCUAACUCAACCAUUAUUUUUCCCUCUAUAAACUUGAGAAGCGCAAUUAGCUUUGCAUUCCAUGUUGCAAUCAAUUUGUGCUCUGAUCGAUAUAUUCAUCUCUGAAUUUGCUCUAGUUAAAUAAAAACGGGCCUCGGAGUGAAUUAUAGUUAUUGGGUAUGAAACUGUUAACAAAACAGAGUUUGAAUUUUUUUAGCCUUACUGGCAUUAAUGGAGAGCACAGUGGGUGAAUUUAUAAAAAGUCAAGUAGCGGAUUGGGAUGACGAUGUGAUAACAAGUGCAAGGUUUAAGGCAUUCAGUGGGCAAAGGUCGGAUUGGGAAGCUAGGUUUCAGUUCUGGAGAGAUCUCAUCAUCAAGGUUGCUCGGCAUUUGGGUCGAAUUAUAAUCGAUACAGAAGAGGUGAAAAAUAAUUGGUUUGUUCGACAAGGCCUGACACCUUUGUGCCUCAAUCAUGUUUUGCUUGAAAUGUACAGGUCUGGGGAUCUUUACAACCGAGAUCAAGAUGUGAAAGGUCCAACAUCCUCUCAUUUUCUGUGGCUGUUUAAACAAGUAGCAAGUUUGAUAGGCAUAUCAUCAACUCCUGUCCAGGACGUGGUUGAAGGGAAAUUCGCUGUGACAGUAUUGGUCAAGGAACGAGCUGAUCAAGUCAGAAGUUCUUUAACAGAAAGCCAUUGGACUUCUCAUUGUGUUAUGACUAUGGAAAGAUUCCAAAAUCUUUGUGGAGGGUUUGAAGAGGCAAAUGUGGUCAUGGCAAAUUUUCUGGAUUGUAGAAGAGCUCAGCACCUUCUAAUUGAUAGAGAAGACGGCCAUAUUGAGGGUGUAAAAGUAUCUCUGGUCUCAGUUCCUGUGACUAAUGUUUCACAAUUGGAUUAUGACAUUCUGCAUUUGCAUUGGACAUUGGACAGGCUUCAAAAACAGCUUGAAGUGAUUGAUACACGAUGUAAGAAGUCAAAGGCCUCAGCACUAUCUGCAAUCCAGGCUGGGAACAAACAAGUUUCUCUCAGACAUGUACGUUACAUGAAGAUGGCAUUAGAAAGUAAAGCAAAAUGUGUUGGAUUCAUGGACAGAGUGGAAGAAGUUCUUGGUGUAAUAGUGGAUACUGAAUCAACAAAAAAGGUCAGUGAAGCUAUUCAACUGGGGGCACAAUCAAUAAAGGAAAACGGCAUCAGCAUUGAAGAAGUUCAUGCAUGUCUACAGGAUCUUGAUGAGAGUGUUGCUUUGCAAAGGGAGAUGGAAGAUUCCUUGGGGGCAAAACCAAUUUCAUUCGUUGACAUGGAAAAUGAAGACCUCGAGGAGGAAUUUGGAAGACUUGAGAUGGAACUUGAAGAUGAGAAUCUAUUGAGUAAAUUGCAAGCUUCAGAGGAUAAAAUAUUUGUUUCAGAGGGUAAACUGAAUGCCUCAGAGGACAAAGCAAUUGCUUCAGAUGCUGCAAAACAAACUAAAUCUCAAGAGGCAGCACGGGCAGAGUCACUGUCUCAGGCUCUGUCAAAACUGGCGCUUGAACCUGCUUAAGACCAAUUUCUAUGCAUGAGAAACUGGCAGGACCCAAUGAGUCUCAGUGGAUAUGAUUCAUCAGCUUGGAUGCCACUUUUCUUUCUGUAGAAGAUCUUUCCCAACUGACCUUUUUAAUUUCUUAUCCCAUUUUUCCUGUUUAUAAGUAUUAUUGUAAGUUUUGUAACUAUAGUUGUAACUAUUUAAUCAGAUAACUGAUAUGGCCUUCAAGAAUUUGCUAUUUUGCAGUUCAUAAAACUUUGAACUGACUGGUAUUUUGUAUCAUGUUGCGAAACAAACAAUAAUGAACUCGAAGCUUGAUAAUAGUUGCGAAUGCACUGCAGGCAGAUACUUAAAUAUUUUGUUAGAAGUCUUUUAAUAUUAGACCCUAUUUGCAA
Cryptomeria japonica (Japanese cedar) is the source of this 1940-nucleotide messenger RNA. RefSeq lists its product as uncharacterized. Lineage: Eukaryota; Viridiplantae; Streptophyta; Pinopsida; Cupressales; Cupressaceae. Gene Ontology annotation, cellular component: cytoplasmic side of plasma membrane; multivesicular body; ESCRT III complex. The coding region runs from base 262 to 1563 and encodes 433 amino acids. The record is from RefSeq and is a predicted model, not a curated record. Gene Ontology annotation, biological process: vesicle budding from membrane; late endosome to vacuole transport via multivesicular body sorting pathway. The transcript has 8 exons.